Molecule: messenger RNA, 270 nt
Organism: Budorcas taxicolor (takin)
Lineage: Eukaryota; Metazoa; Chordata; Mammalia; Artiodactyla; Bovidae
Gene: OTOS
Product: otospiralin
Exons: 3
Coding region: 1-270 (89 amino acids)
Biological process (GO): sensory perception of sound
Source: RefSeq, a predicted model, not a curated record
AUGCUGGCCCACCUGCUGCCCGGGCUGGCGCUGUGCCUCCUGCUGGCGCCUCUGGCAGGGGCCAAGCCGGUGCAGGAGGAGGGAGACCCCUAUGCCGAGCUGCCGGCUAUGCCCUACUGGCCUUUCUCCGCGUCUGACUUCUGGAACUACGUGCAGCACUUCCAGGCCCUGGGGGCCUACCCCCAGCUGGAGGACAUGGCCCGCACCUUCUUCGCCCACUUCCCCCUGGGGACCACCCUGGGCUUCCACGUCCCCUACAGGGAGGAGUGA